GUCGCGUAUCUGCCGAUCUUGCUGCUCUUGUUCGCGACCGCUUGCUUCGUUCAUCCCUAGCGCGGAUUUCUCGGAUUUGUCAAUAUAUAUACUGCUGACUAGAAGGUAGCCUUCUUUCGUGUGUGAAGAAAGCUCAGAUUUAUUUUCUCGCAGUUUCAUCAUCUUUUCAUUUUCUCGGUGUUAUUUUAGAUUGUACUGCUUGCGAAAUGACACGCGUUUUGGUUGCCGGCGACUCGAUGGUGAAAUACUUGGACCAGUAUUUCCUAUCGCGUCGUCGUUUGUCAGUCAGUGUUGCCGCGCAUAGAGGAUUAAAGAUUGAGGAUUUGCUCUCAAUGAUUGCUGACAAGCUAGCUGGUUUUGAUGUUGUCAUCGUGCACGUUGGCACUAACAACACUGAUAACAGUGUCAGCGUGUGCAUCGACAAGUAUCGCCAGCUCGCUCAGGGGAUCAUUGAAAGGAAUUCCAUGGUGCAUGUAGCUUUUUCUGCCAUUCUUCCUCGGAGGCAGAAUUAGUACCGCCCAUGGGAAUAUCAGUACUCUUUGUUGAAUGACAACUACAAAAAGGUUAAUGCUGCCCUGAUGCAGUACUGCCACAAGUGUGGCUUCACUUUCCUGGGUGGUCUCGUGAACGACUGGCCCAGCUACCUGAGCAAGGAUGGUGUCCACCCGAGCCGCUUUGGUAACAAGGUGCUGGCAGACUACCUGUACCAGGAGGCCUGCACCUUGUCCAUCGAUCUGGAGAGAUGCCGCAUCCAGCAGUGCUACAAGGAGACCCAGGCACCUUCUUCAUGGACCGGCCGGACUCGCAGGACAGCAUCCCUGCCAUCUCAGAGGCUGACUUUCCCCCACUUGGUUUGCAUAUUUUCAUUUCUUCUCAAGCAGCAAGUGGACCUUCCACAGCACCAGCUCCUGUCUGGGAAGCCAGCACUGCUCCCUUGCAGAGGCACGACACCAACCAGCCGACCAGAACCCUUCAAGGUGCUGGCUUUUCACUUGUUGGCGGUGUCCGUGUCCGUUGCAAGGGUAGCAAGGCUUGGUGGACCUGGGACAGCCUGCCUUCCCCCAUUUUCCAUGGCACAAGUGUACCAAGCAGGGGAAAAGCUGAGGGGAGGUCUGAUGAGCCAAUGAUCCGUGGUCGAGGUGCAAGCACCACUUGUGUCAGGAGAACUAGG
Molecule: messenger RNA, 1171 nt
Organism: Dermacentor silvarum
Lineage: Eukaryota; Metazoa; Arthropoda; Arachnida; Ixodida; Ixodidae
Exons: 1
Coding region: 579-1127 (182 amino acids)
Source: RefSeq, a predicted model, not a curated record